UCAAGGGAGGGAAUAGAAAUUUGCACCACCGAAACCAUUUUCCUCUCAGCAAAAAUGGCUUCCUCCUCCAUGGCCACGCUCUCGAGGACGCUUUCUCGCUCUCUGCAAGCAAAGUCCCGGACUUUACUCUCCAUGCGCUUCUACACCACCGGCGCCUCCUCCUCCAGCAGCGACAGCUCCGACUCGGACGAGUCCAACCCCCUCAACUCGGAGGCAGAGUCAGCCCCGGGCGACGCCCCCCCACAGCCGCCUCCGUCCGAGGAACCCAGUCGGAGAAACUUCAUGUAUGAUAACCCGCUCGAGAACGGCCUCGACGCCGGCAUUUAUAAGGCGAUUCUGGUCGGGCAGGUGGGGCAGAGUCCGUUGCAGAAGAAGCUGAGGAGCGGGACCACCGUCACCAUGUUUUCGGUUGGAACCGGCGGGAUUCGAAACAACCGGCGGCCGUUGGAUAAUGAGGACCCGGUGGAGUAUGCGAACCGCUGCAACGUCCAGUGGCACCGGGUUUGCGUUUAUCCGGACCGGCUUAGCAUGAUUGCCAUGAAGAAUGUUGUGCCUGGUUCGAUUCUAUAUUUGGAAGGUAAUCUGGAGACCAAAAUCUUCACUGAUCCGGUUAGUGGUCUUGUUCGACGAGUUAGAGAGAUUGCUGUUCGCAGAAACGGUCGGCUUGUGUUUUUGGGUAAAGGUGAUGGUGCCGAGCAAUCACCAAAAUGGGGGCUCAAACGUGUUGGCUACUACUAAAAAGCUUUGUUUCAACUUUUAAGCUGUAAGAUUUGUUCGACGAAAGUCCAAUUUUUUUCCCUUGUAAGUAACGUUCUGUUGCAUAUCGAGUGGUUGAGAUUGAGACUCAGGAGAAGGAAAGAUCAAUGCUGAUUGAGUUUUCUUGUUCCAAACAAAGCCGUUACACUUCUAAAUCCGAGUCAACAGUUGUCUCUCUUUUUAA
This is a messenger RNA of Malus domestica (apple), 940 nucleotides long. RefSeq names its product single-stranded DNA-binding protein, mitochondrial. Gene Ontology annotation, cellular component: mitochondrial nucleoid. The record is from RefSeq and is a predicted model, not a curated record. Gene Ontology annotation, molecular function: single-stranded DNA binding. Gene Ontology annotation, biological process: mitochondrial DNA replication; positive regulation of helicase activity. Lineage: Eukaryota; Viridiplantae; Streptophyta; Magnoliopsida; Rosales; Rosaceae.